This is a messenger RNA of Schizophyllum commune H4-8, 1803 nucleotides long. RefSeq lists its product as uncharacterized. The record is from RefSeq and is a predicted model, not a curated record. Lineage: Eukaryota; Fungi; Basidiomycota; Agaricomycetes; Agaricales; Schizophyllaceae. The coding region runs from base 1 to 1803 and encodes 600 amino acids. Gene Ontology annotation, molecular function: protein binding. The transcript is spliced from 2 exons.
AUGCUGAGGUCUGCUGAAGCCUCCCUCCUGAGUCGUCUGCUCGCGCCAUCCACAAGAUGCUACGCUACAGCGUCGCGCACGUCUCCUGCUCUACAAGGGGAGCUCCAGAAGCGCGGCUUGACGCCAGCACAGUUCGACAAGCUCCCUCGCAGCGUGCGACGUUCUAUGCAGUUCGGCCAACCACCCAAGGUCGACAGAUCAGGCGCGUCGUCCUCUGGCGCUGAGGGAAAGAAGGCAAAGGAGCCGGCUGUGUACCGCUCGAAGCACUGGGACCCCACGAAGGACGAGGGAAAGGGAGAGAAGAAGAUGCUCGAUCCUUACGUGCUCUCAAAGCGGUUACAGAAGAUGUGCAGCGAGGGGAAGCUAGAGGAGGCUAUCGAGACUCUGCAGACGAUGCCGCGGGACGCGUCGAGCACGCCGGUGUGGAACAUGAUCAUCUGGGAGUGCAUGAAGGCGAAGAAGUACAAGACGGCGUACCAGCUUUAUGUCGAGAUGAAGCGCAGAGGCUAUAGCCCUUCUGUACGCACCUUCAAGACCAUGUUCACUGGCCUCUCACGUAUCGAACACUGGCCCACACAUUCCAAGCAGCUCGACAACGCCCGCUCCCUCUACGACGCAUUCAUGAAAUUCAUCCGCUCCGUACAAAAGCACGAUCCCACGAGCGAGCAGCUCAGCGUCGACCCGCUAGCCAUGUAUAUACGCAUCCUGGCCGAGUCGGGCAACCACCGCGAGAUGUGGGACGUGUACAAUGGCCUCGACUCCGAAGGCCCACUGGCAGCCAACGUACUCAUUUACACCGCCAUGUUCGACGCAUUAGCAGCUGCCGGACCCAGCGAGGGUGGCGAGGCCAAGUACCUCUGGCAGCAGGCGCUGAAGGCCGGCAUCCCCAUCGACUCCCAUCUUGUCAGCGCUGCCAUUGCCGCGCUUGCCAAGGGCCGGACACCGGACAAGGCGCUCGCCCUCAAGCUCCUCGCAGAGUACUACGGCCUGACCGCGCCGUACGAGAAGCCUGCGGAGAAGAUCCAACUGGCGCUCCCACCUUCCGCUCUCUUCUCUGCGCUCUCCCUCGCCAACGCCAUGCAGAAGCCGCAGAUGACGAUACACUUCUUCGACGAGGCGCGCAUGCGUCCGCGCGCGUUAGGUGGGGAGGACAUAAUCGACCGCGGGCACGUCGAGGAGGCGCUCAAGGCGCAUGCGGCUCUCGCCUCGCCUGGCGCACCGCCCGCCGCUCUACGCCUCCUCGAGUGGACGCUCAGAAAGGAAGCCGCGGGUGGUGCGGACGGUCUGAAGCUCCGCCCCGCGCAGCGCACCUACAACCUCGCCCUCAUCGCGUGCUGGAACGCCGCCGACUGGCCCGCCGCGCUGCAGACCUUCCAGCUCAUGACCGGGUACAUGGCGGACGAUCUCGCUGACGGGCGGUCAGGACAGAUGCCGCGCGAGCAGCGGCCGCGGGGGCGCAACCUCGAGCCUACCGCUGAAGUACUGUCAACGAUGGUGCGCACCGCGCAGGCGACCGGUGACCCAGCGACCAUGCGACAUGCGAUACGUUUAGUUGAGGCGUGCGGUGGGGAGGGGUACCUCUCGACACAUCGACGGUCGGCAGAGGAGACGAAGCGCUUGCAGAAGGGGCGCGUCUUCUUCGUCGGCAAGCUCGCGGGCGCGCUCGUCGAGGUGCUCGAUACCUUGUUUGCCAAGGCGCCUCCACGGCCGCACGAGAAGGAGAGGUGGACGAAGCUGCGCAAGCAGGCAAAGACGGUCGCGCAGAAACUUCAGUACGACGAGAAGUUUUUGCCGACUGCGUAG